AUGAAGUCGAUCAACGCAAUCGCGAUAGCCUUGCUAUCGUAUCUGAUGCAAGUAUCCUCUUGUCUACCAGCCCAAGUAUCAAACACCACCUUCGCAGAUCUUGGAAAACGCCAAUGCAUCCGGGCAGGCGACGAGAACAAUUACCAGUGCGAUGAGAAGUUGCCAAAGCUGUCCGAGAUCGUGGCUCGAAUUCGGGAUACUUCGGAUUAUGGUCUGGCGGACGACCAGCACGUCGCAGUCUUUUGGACUAAUCUUGGGGACUCGGCACAGAUGGGCACCGCGAUGUCGAUCACCGAGAUACUUUGGAUGCAAGGCUGGCUGGAAAGCAGACGGCUGCGUUGGUAUUGGUGGUUCGAGCACAUCAACCUGAAUUGGCGCAAAGCACAGGUCGACUGGAUCAACAACAACAACAUCCAAUAUCAGGAAGGUCAGGGCCAUAAUCCUCUCUUCACAUUCGACGUAUGCUCGUACCAAGCACUGGCGGCAGCAGCUAUCCAUCCGCACGCAUACCUCUUCACCAAGAAGGGUGUCGACUGGCGGCAGGAUUCCAUGUGGAACCAAGUCGAGUUCUGGCAACUGACGAAGAACAAAAAUAUCAAGCGGAUCUAUCGUGUUGAUCCCCGCCCCUGGGAUGUUGCAGGCAUCUUGCCGGUACAAAUGUGCAGUCACUCCAGCGAGGAGAUCCUGUGGGAUCGCGAUAGAGGCGACGCGGAGAUUGAGCCGGUUGAUACAUGUCGAGUGCCAUAA
Molecule: messenger RNA, 747 nt
Organism: Cyphellophora attinorum
Lineage: Eukaryota; Fungi; Ascomycota; Eurotiomycetes; Chaetothyriales; Cyphellophoraceae
Exons: 2
Coding region: 1-747 (248 amino acids)
Source: RefSeq, a predicted model, not a curated record